Arachis duranensis is the source of this 2817-nucleotide messenger RNA. RefSeq lists its product as uncharacterized. Lineage: Eukaryota; Viridiplantae; Streptophyta; Magnoliopsida; Fabales; Fabaceae. Bases 518 to 2599 code for a protein of 693 amino acids. The transcript has 10 exons. The record is from RefSeq and is a predicted model, not a curated record.
CCAAACUCUGCAAUAAAAUAAAGCUAACAAGAACUCCAAUACAGAAUACUUCAUCUUUCAGAAAGCGAAACCUCUUCUGUUUAUAAUUAUCCCCUUUUUCAUUUUCAAUGUUUAUCCAACAACACUGAAACCACUCCUCCCUUUUCCUCUUUCUCAUGAACCUUAAUCCACACUCCGAUUCCAACAUUCGUAGUUUACAUGUGUCUAACACAACCACCUACCCUCUUCUCGCUCUUUCUUCAAAUGAGUUAGUUUUUAGUUCACAAUCCCCCUUUUCCCCUUUCUCCGUGAUCGGUACUCGGUUUGUUUGAAAAAUUCAUCACAAUUUCAACUUUUCAAGCCACGCCAUUUGCCAAAGUUGAGAUUUUUCGGGGGGCAUUUGAAGGUGGAUCUCUUUGGAUUUUGGUUACUGCUACUUGUUCGGUUUCAGUGGAUGCUAGAACUUUUAGGAAAGCUGGGAUAUUGAAGUAUCUUGUUUGUUUCUUUCAACCUGAUAAAGCAGUAGGAAGGAAAAAAGAUGGCUGUAGCUAGCAAAACAAGAAAUAUGCUUGAAGGUUUGGUAAAAGAGGGAUCAUUUAAAUGGCUUCUAGGGAAGAAGAGCUACUUUGAUGAAGAGCUUGAGGAGUUGGAAAAUUCACCUUCUGCUGGGAAGAAUUACAUACCAGAGCUCUCUCCAGUCGCAAACCUAGUUGUUCGUAGAUGUUCAAAAAUACUUAAGGUUUCUUCAAGUGAGCUUCAAGAGAGCUUUAAUCAAGAGGCUUCUGAUUCUAUAAAACAUCCAUCACGAUAUGCGAGGAACUUAUUGGAAUAUUGCUGUUUCAAGGCACUUUCCUUUUCAACACAAAUGACUGGCCAUCUGUUUGAUAAAACAUUCCGACGCUUGACAUUUGACAUGAUGAUAGCUUGGGAGGCCCCGGCUACAGCCAGCCAACCGUUAACCAAUAAGGUCGAGGAGGAAAUGUCUGUUGGUUUAGAAGCUUUCUGUCGAAUAGCUCCUGCAAUUCCUAUAAUUGCCAACGUCAUCAUUAGUGAAAAUCUUUUUGAGGUGCUGAGUUCAUCAACUGGUGGUCGCCUUCAGUUUCCCAUUUAUGACAAGUACCUUGGCGGCCUAGAAAGAGCAAUAAGAAAAAUGAAGAGCAAUUCAGAGUCAUCUCUCCUUUCUGCUAUAAGAUCCUCUAGAGGUGAGAAGAUUCUCGAGAUUGAUGGAACUGUCACCACACAGCCAGUGCUUGAGCACGUGGGAGUAUCUGCCUGGCCUGGAAGAUUAAUUCUCACAGAUCAUGCACUCUAUUUUGAAGCACUUCGUGUUGUUUCAUUUGACAAACCAAAAGUAUAUGACUUAUCGGAUGAUCUGAAACAAGUUGUUAAACCUGAGUUGACUGGACCAUGGGGUACUCGGCUUUUCGACAAAGCAGUCUUCUAUAGCUCAGCAUCCUUAUCGGAACCAGUUGUACUAGAAUUUCCAGAGCUUAAAGGUCAUGCUCGUCGUGAUUAUUGGCUUGCUAUCAUCCGAGAGAUUCUUAAUGUUCACAAAUUCAUUAGCAACUAUAGGAUCAAAGGGACUGCACGAGAUGAAGCACUUUGGAAGGCUGUUCUAGGAGUUUUGCGUCUACAAGCAAUCCAAGAUAUCGGUUCUGUGACCCCUAUACAGCAUGAUGCUCUUCUCUUGUUCAACUUUUGUGAUCAGCUUCCAGGUGGUGACUUGAUAUUAGAAACCCUAGCAAAUACGUCAAACCUAAAGGAGUCAGAUCGCCAGAAUGGUUUCAAGGCUGUAAGUGGAAUGUAUUCCGUCUCAGCCUUGGACAUGGUUUCUAACUUGGGGUUUGUGUUUGGAUCAAGCCCAAACAGCUCAAAUGAAAACACAAUAUCUGUUGGUGAAAUAUCAGUUGGAGCAUUGACUCCAUUGGAAAUAGCAGUUAAAGAGUCUAAGAACAACUAUAAGAAGGUUGUAUCUGCACAAGCUACAGUCGAUGGUGUUAAAGUUGAUGGUAUUGACACUAAUUUGGCUGUCAUGAAGGAAUUACUUUUUCCUCUUAAUGAACUUGGGAAGUCUCUUCUAUCUUUGGCAUAUUGGGAUGAUCCAUUGAAGUCUACUGGGUUUUGUUUGUUCUUCAGUUACAUGAUCUUCAGGGGUUGGCUUGGGUAUGCAGUGGCAUUAGUGCUUCUGUUACUCUCAGCAUUCAUGUUAAUCACCCGAUAUUUUAGUGAUGGUAGGCCUGCCGAAGUCAAAGUAAUAGCCCCGCCACCAAUGAAUACCAUGGAGCAGCUUUUGGCUGUUCAGAAUGCCGUCACUCAAGUCGAACAGCUUGUACAAGAUGGCAAUAUAAUUCUGCUCAAAUUCCGCGGCUUGUUGCUUUCAAUUUUUCCUCAGGCCACAGAGAAGUUGGCAUUUUCUCUUCUAUCAGCAGCAUUGAUUCUUGCUCUCUUACCCUGUAAAUACUUAGUUCUGCUAGUUUUCUUGGAGAUAUCUACAAGGUAUUCACCUCUAAGGAAAGCUAGCACAGAGAGAUGGAUGAGGAGGUUAAGGGAAUGGUGGUUUAGCAUACCGGCAGCACCUGUUACACUUGAGAGAGAUAAAGAGGAAAAGAAAAAGAAGUGAUGUUGGUGAAUCUGUUGUGAAAUUAUGUACAUAUUUAUGUUGAAUAAUGUUUUUUUUUCUCAUAUACAGAGGUUUUAGGUGUAAAAUUCAAGGAUGGAGUCAAUGGAAUUAGAAAAGCACAUGAAUCAAUAAGCUACUGCUAACGACGUUAUUUUGACAAAUUCUAAUCAUAAAAAUCAAUUCGAUAUCCACUAAAAGAUAUGAUUAGUUUGACAAAA